Arachis ipaensis is the source of this 1655-nucleotide messenger RNA. Lineage: Eukaryota; Viridiplantae; Streptophyta; Magnoliopsida; Fabales; Fabaceae. The record is from RefSeq and is a predicted model, not a curated record.
CGAAACUAAUCAAAUGUCAGCGCAUUGUAUACUUUGAAUCAAAUCAAGCAAAACCAGAUCUUCCUCCACUCUCAAAACACAUUCAUUCAUUCCUCUCUCAAUCAUGGUUAUGGGACUAAGUAGUCACUUUAUAAACUCACAAGUUUUGCUAACACUUUGCUUUAGUUUCUUCCUACAUGAUGCUGGAAGUUCCUUAGACACCAUCACUUCCUCUUACAUCCUUAAAGCCCCCGAAACUUUAAGCUCUAAUGAUGGUAUGUUCCAUCUAGGAUUCUUCACCCCUACCAACUCCACCUUUUCCUACCUCGGAAUCUGGUACAUAACCAAACCUCCUUUGGUGUGGGUUGCCAACAGAGACCAACCAAUAAAAGAUUCUUCUUCUUCUUCCUCUGGUGUGCUCAAGAUAUCUAAAGACGGAAACCUUGUUCUGCUGAAUUCACAAGAUGACAUCCUUUGGUCUACAAAUGCGUCCAAUAUUUCAUCUAAUACAACCGCUAAGCUUCUGAACACCGGAAACCUUGUGCUGCAAGAAAACGCGACAGGAAGGAUCCUAUGGCAGAGUUUCCAACACCCCACAAACGCUUUCUUGGAGGGAAUGGAACUCAGCACCGGUAACAUCAGCGGCGUCCAGAGAACAAAACUCACCUCGUGGAAAAGUCAUGAGGAUGCAUCCAUUGGAGAAUUCUCAAUGAGUCUUGAACGCCUGAAUAUCCCGGAAGUGUUGGUGUGGAGAGGGAGCCAACCUCACUGGCGUAGUGGUCCAUGGAAUGGUCAAAUAUUUCUGGGGAUACCUGACAUGGCAACCAACUAUCUUUUCGGGUUUUACUUAAGUCAAGAUAACGGCAAUACUAAUUACUAUCUUGCUUACAACUACGGGAAUCAAACUUUUCCUGUAUACUACUUAUUAAGUGUUGAUGGAAAUGUAUACCAAGUAUCUUGGGAUCCUGAAAAGAGAGAUUGGUAUAUCUCCUGGUUAGCUAUAAGUUCAGAGUGUGAUGUGUAUGGCAAGUGUGGAGAGUUUGGAAUUUGUGAUCACAGGAGCACUCCGAUUUGCAGGUGUUUGAGAGGGUAUAAGCCAAGGAAUGAUGAGGAAUGGAGCAAACAGAACUGGAGCAGCGGUUGUGUUAGGAAGGAACCUUUUCAGUGUGAGAGUGAGAGUGUCAAAAAUAAUAAAGAAGAUGGAUUUGUGAAGAUGCAGAAUGCUAAGGUUCCAGCCUCUAUCUUGUCCUAUGCGGCCGAGGAUGAUUGCAAAGCUGAGUGCUUAGGCAACUGCUCCUGCACAGCAUAUGCAUAUGAUGCUGGCACUGGCUGCAUGUCAUGGAUUGGAAGCUUAAUUGAUCUUCAGAUAUUCUCAACUGGAGGAACUGAUCUUUACAUUCGAGUUCCCUAUGCAGAGCUAGGUGAAGACAAGAAAAAUGUCACAGUGGUCAUUGCAGUGUCAGUGAUAGUAGGAACCACUAUCAUUCUCACCUGUGCUUAUAUCUUCUGGAAAAGGAUUCAAAUCAGAGGUAAUAUCUCUAAUUUUACUGCCUUAUAGACUUGUUUUUGUUACAAGUGCUUGGUAGAUCAGUAGAUCACUAAUCCAAAACUGCAAGUGUUUCUUUUCAACAUAGAUUUUCUGACUUUGUAUGGACUCCUAACUUCAGUAAAAGCUU